AACCUCUUUAAAUUAGCGAAAAGCUGUGAAGUAUAAUUUUGACUAUUAAAAGAUUAAACGUGAUAUAAAAGUACAUCAACGUUUAAAGUGUUUACUGCUACGUGUUGUGUUUUGUGGCUUAAAUGUGUCAAACACAACAAGCAUACGUUGCCGCAACAAUUAUCUGUGUUGGCAACACUAUCUGUAGCAGAUAUUUGUAGGUUAUCCAGUGUUUAUUCCAGAGGUGUUCUAAAAGUGGUAGGGGUUGUAGGAUCUGACAUUUGGUUCUUUUUGAGCGGUUAAAAAUGUGUUUUGUAUGAAAGGGAUUUUUUGUCCUUCGUAUUGUAAUUGCUACAUCUCCAAGUCAGUAUAAAUAUCAGCAGGAGAAGUAAUAUUGCUGUUGCCAAUGUUCAUACUCUUGUGAAAGCGGUUAUUAAUCAAGAAAAAUAAUGACGCGUUUACAUUCUUGAUGCGUGUGUUACACAAAAUAUUAUUAAACCUGAUAAUUGCAGUUACAUUUUUUAUUCUGUUUUACGUAUUUCAAACGAGUGAAUCAUCUAGUGAUAAACACUAUUCUUCCACUUUUGAUAAUUCUUGUUAUUUAUACACAGAUAGCAAUAAUGUGUUUCAAACAACACAGGAUGAUUCUCGUGGAAGACCGUCCGCCUUAGAAACUGCUGCUACACCGUCCGAAAGGAAGAGUGAGGCAAAUGAUGUGUACAAUGUUUGGUGUAUAUUUACAAAAGUGCUCAAUCAUGCAGCUAUGAAGCACAAGUUUCAUACGUUUACAAAUUCUCUCUUUAAACAUUCCACUGGACAUGUUGCUUUGCAUAUCAUAAUAGAUAAUUCUAGUAGGACUGCUGCUGAGGAAGUUUUAGAAGCUGUGAAGGAAACUACACACAAGGAGAUUCUGGUAAUGUAUUAUGAUGUGGGGUACCUGGUGGAAGAGCUGCAGGAAAUUGUGUCAGCAAUGCAACCUCACUUCAGCUCACAGCCUGGAACAUAUUACAGCGAUGCUCUUUUCUUCCUGUCCCUCGGUCUUCACAGAAUUGCCUUAGAUCAGCAGCGUGCUGCAAUGUUUGAUGCCGACACCAAACUUCAUGCAAAUAUUGAGGAGCUCUUUCAAGAGUUUGACAGGUUUGGGCCAGAUACCUUGUUUGGUUUAGCACCAGAACUCACCCCUGUGUAUCGACAUGUCCUGUACCUAUACCGAUCACGCCAUAAGGACACAAGGUUUGGUGAACCACGGUCAUCACAUGAUGAUCAGGGCUUCCCUGGUCUGAAUAGCGGUGUCAUCUUGUUUCGACUGGAUCGUAUGCGUGAGAACGCAUUGUACAACCAAUUAUUGGAUGCUGAGGCUGUUAGCUCUCUUGCACAUAAAUACAGUUUCAAGGGUCAUCUGGGUGAUCAGGACUUCUACACGUUACUAGCAAUGGAGCAUCCCUAUCUGGUUCAUCUGCUGCCAUGUGUAUGGAAUCGUCAGUUGUGUACAUGGUGGAGGGACCACGGCUAUCGAGAUGUGUUUGACGCAUUUGCGUACUGUAAUGGAACUGUAAAGCUCUACCAUGGUAACUGUAACACACCCAUUCCUGAUUGAUACAAUAUGAAUUUAGGAAAAUUACAUUUUUAUAUCAUCUUUAAUACUAAGCACACAUAUGAUAUAAAUGGCAAAGCGUUCCCUAGAUGUUUCAGGGUUGCCAAAUUCUGGGAGCUGCUUCAUAGAAUUGCUUAGCUGAAAGUGUUUUAAUUUACAGUAUACUAAUAGAAACCUUUAUUAAUAUAACUGUUGGUGUUCAGAUUAUAUUAUUAAGUACACAUCAAUAUAUUCCUCUCAUAAUUUAUUGACCAAGUGGCUGAAAUAAUUUAAUUUUGAAGAUUCAGCAGCUGAUUGGUAUAUGACAUUGAGUGUUCAAGAAAUUUCCUGUUAUGGAACUGGAAAGUGCGCUGCUGUUACCACAAAAAUCCAUAACCUGUUUCCAUAAGUAUUUUAAUAUCAUGCACCCAUUUAUGUCUUAGUGUUCCAUGUGGUUUCUUUCUACGAGAGUUCCGAACCAGGUCUUUAUCCUUAUUUUAAAUGUAAUUAGAUUUCCAUGUGCAUUUUCCAUUGAGAGUAUUUACUGAUGUGCCAUAUGUAAAACAUAACAAAUAUUUAGUGAUAACAUUUUGUUUUUUUUAUAUUCUAAUACACUACACGGUAUGCAAAGUUUUAAGAUUUUGAAAAUUAUUACAUACUAUAAUUAUAGACAUCUGCAAUACCAAAUGCAAAUACAAGGCCCUGUACUGAAACAGUUCUUUACCAAAAAGGCAAUACAGUUAACAUCUUAGACCAAA
Molecule: messenger RNA, 2310 nt
Organism: Zootermopsis nevadensis
Lineage: Eukaryota; Metazoa; Arthropoda; Insecta; Blattodea; Termopsidae
Gene: Xxylt
Product: Xyloside xylosyltransferase
Biological process (GO): protein O-linked glycosylation via N-acetylgalactosamine
Cellular component (GO): endoplasmic reticulum membrane
Molecular function (GO): xylosyl alpha-1,3-xylosyltransferase activity
Source: RefSeq, a predicted model, not a curated record